AACAAGUCUAAAAUCUAAAGUCUAAACACUUGCAGUAAAAAAUUAAAACGGAGAGUUUUAAUUAAUGAAAGGAAAAUAAACUGUAAAAAAUUAUUUUGGUAGCUAUAUAUAGUUGUGAACUGUGGUUUAAACAUUUAUCCGUUGGUUUUUGCUUAUUGAAACUAAUUACAAGAUUACUUAAGUUGAUUUGAAGUAGGUAUCCAACAUAACAGCAAUGUCUUCCAAUACUUCUGGCAAUGAAAAACCCGGUGAAGGAAUUCGUUCAAUGCGCUCGACUAACGCAUUUCGUGUUAUCAACUUUGAAUUGUACGCGAAACCCAAUAUCGUAAUAAUGAGCAUUGGCCUGACCUGUUUCGGACUUGCAUUGGGAUAUAUUGCAUAUAUGAGACAAAAAUAUGAAUCCAUGGGUUAUUAUGCUGCGGUCGAUAAAGACGGAAAAGAAAUAUUUGAAAAAAAGAAAUCCAAAUGGGAUUGAAGUUAAUUUAAAAAUUAGUACAACUGUUUGAAUUAGAUAAUUUUAUGUAAAUAGUGUAAAAUAAAUAUAUAUAUGUUUUUUUUA
This is a messenger RNA of Danaus plexippus (monarch butterfly), 559 nucleotides long. RefSeq names its product small integral membrane protein 8. The transcript has 3 exons. Bases 215 to 475 code for a protein of 86 amino acids. The record is from RefSeq and is a predicted model, not a curated record. NCBI's taxonomy places the organism in Eukaryota, Metazoa, Arthropoda, Insecta, Lepidoptera, Nymphalidae.